AUGUACAGAAUAGAUGUUUCAGAUUUUUAUGACUUCCAAGCGUUCAGAAAUAUGUGUCCAUUUAGAGACUAUAACAAAGCAGUCGAGAAUUUGAAACGUUUAGUCAUUUAUGUUGACUCUGCCCCAGAAUGUUAUGUCAUGAAAGAAUGGGAUGUUGUCUUUAACAAACCAAGAGCAACAAUAGUUUCAGAACAAGAAUGUAGACAGAAACUUAAGAAAAUAAAAGUCGUACAAGUUGGCAUGAAGAUGUUAGAUGCUUGGGAUAUCUUAUUGUCAAAGUUAGAAGAUUUU
Trichomonas vaginalis G3 is the source of this 291-nucleotide messenger RNA. RefSeq lists its product as uncharacterized. The record is from RefSeq and is a predicted model, not a curated record. The transcript has a single exon. Lineage: Eukaryota; Parabasalia; Trichomonadida; Trichomonadidae. The annotation marks the transcript as partial.